GGCCGCGUUCAAGUUCCGCCCCUAUCCUCAGGCUAUUGUGGCUCAAGUCGCUGCUCCUUUCGCCAUACCAGCACACAGACUUACUUUAAUUAUAACAGAGGCAAAUCACUCCCCGAAAUGGCGGCUGCCGCGUCCAAUUCGAAGCCACUUGUGCUCGUCUUCUCUCUCUCGGCUAUGAAGAUGGCCGAAAUGGAUGUCCAUCUGUUAAAGCACCUGAGAGCUAGAAGCCAGGUCGAAGUCGUCACGUCUAGGGACACCGCGCUGCGGUGGUUGUCGAGGCCUCCACGCCCACAAGCAAUUCUGCUCGCCGAUGAAGUUGUCACCGAGCGGAAACAAGAGCAGCUGCUACUCAAGCUUGCAGAGUAUGCAAGAUCCGGAGGUACGAUCGUCUUUGGCUGUAGGUUCCCUACCUUCGUCAAGCCCAAGAACAUGGAGACGAUGUUCCAACGGACCCUGGGACUACCCUGGGCACGAGGCGAUUAUCAUCGCUCUACAUUCUCCCUCAACAGAAGAGUAGAGAACAUUAGCCUCGAACAUCUUGCACCAUCAUACAGCAUGAAAGCCUCGCACCUACGGAACGUCGCACCCACAGCGGCUGUAUACGUCCCUACGGACGAAUCAAGGAUCGAGUCGCUGGUCUUUGCGCCUGAUCCUGUUAGGAACCUGGAUCAGACUCCCGCGGCAUUUUCCAAGCUUGGACAAGGAUAUGUCGGCUACGUCGGAGACGUCAAUGCCGAAGAGGAGACGACUCAUCUACUCAUCGCCAUGUUGCUCGCGUCUUUGCGAGAAAUAAAGCCGACUGGCCAAUUGAAUUCGACACAGGGCUCACCGAACGUGCAACGACCUUCAGUGCUCAUCCUUUCCCUGCACAAGGACGCUGCUUUCGACGAACUAAACGUUGCCGUGUAUGCUGCUUUGCGAAGCAGAGCUAAUGUCACCGAGGCCUCGACGAAGCAACAGGCCCUGCGAGGUUUCACAUCGAGUCCGCUCCCGAACGCGGUCUUAGUCACAGAUGCCGGUAUCAUGGACGAAGAGAACAACCAAGUUCUUUCUAAAUUAGUCACGUACAGUCAACGGCGCGGUUUUACAAUCGUCUUCGCAUGUCAAUUCAGCAGCUUCGUGCGCUGGCCCGACCUCGACGCAUUAUUCCAGCGACUCGACCUCUCGUGGCGUUCGGGGUCGUACACCAAGAUGGACGUUACGGUGACGAAAUCCGUCGACAACAUUGACUUCGACGCACUCACGGAGACCUAUGAGUACCCUAAGGCCCUAUUUCUUCAGCACGUUCCAUGGGAGGAGUCCGUAUAUGUCCCCACUCUUCAAUACCGCAGCAAUGAGACACUGGCGGCUUUUGGCUCGACGUUGUGCGGAGGGUGUAUAGGAUACGCCGGGGAUGUCAACCCAUCGGAGCAUGUAACGAAGCUAGUCAUCGCCCUAUGCUUCCCCAAAAUCUCUCCAGCGAACACGGAGAACCAGUCGCCAGUCUCGCAAACAGCUGCUCCGACGCCUGCGCCACAGCCGCCACGGGAGGCGGCCAGGGAUCAGGGGCCUAAACCCGAGGUUCUGCUUAUCUCCUUCGACAAACUCUCCUUCUUCGACGGCAUCGAGCAACAACUGCUUUCGGCCCUCAACAAGAACGCGGUGGUCCAGGAGGUGCUCGAUGCGAAAGCUGCGCUGAAGCGCUUGUCAGCGAAACCGAGCCCCGCUGCGAUUAUCCUGACCCACCCUAGCGUGAUUCACAAUGACAAGGUCAUCCACCACCUCAUCGCGUAUGCCCGUGCAGGCGGUAAGGUGAUCGUUGGCUCCCAAUUCUCCAAUUACCUGCCACUCGACCAGUUGAAGCCGUUCUUCCAGAAGUGGGAGCUCCCUUGGGUGGCUGGCGUAUACCACCGCACGACAAUCGCGCUGACUCCGGACAGGGUACCUUCCCCGUUGCGUUCAAGCAAGCUGUUCCCCGCAUAUAGCGCGAAAGCCGUCCACCUGAAACAUGUCAAGAAGGAACACAGGGUAUACGCACCGACGACCACGUCGACCAUGGAGGAACAGUUUGGGCAACCUGGCGCGCCGAUCACUGGGUCACUUCUGGAGGAAACUGCCGCAGCCUGGGCUCCCAUCGGCAAAGGUUACGUGGGCUACAUCGGAGACAUAAACUCAGAAGAAGAGAGCACCAGACUUGUCCUCGAAAUGUGCGGUGUCACUGUCAAGCCUGGCGACCUCGGUCCCCGCAAGUGCGACGUGGGCACGUAUGUCGAGGCUGGAGAUCUCAAGCCCAUCACGGACACGUAUGGCGAGCGGUUGCUGCCUACGCGCCAGGAUUUGUCAAAGCCUCGUCCUCGAGAGAAGGAGGUGGCUGCUCGGUCGGUGGAGCGCGCGAAUAUGUCGCGGCGGAAACGUCUGACAGCCGAGGUGCUCAAGGAAGAGGGUAACAAACUGUUCAAGGAGGGCAAGUCAGCGCAAGCCGCGAGCAAGUAUCGUCAGGCUGCAAUGAUCUACGGACCCAGACCUGUUUACAUGAGCAAUCUCGCGGCUGCGUUGCUCAAGAUGGGAAAAUAUAUAGAGGCCGAGUCCGCUGCCAGUCGCGCACUCUUCUAUGAGCCGAAGAACAUCAAGGCGCGUUAUCGGCGAGGCAUGGCAAACAAGGGGUUGGAGAUGUAUGCAUCCGCCAUAGAAGACUUCCGUAGCGUCUUGAGACAGGAUCCGUCAUCGAACAUCGCGCGGACCGCUCUCGAGGAAACUCUUCUGCUGAACCAUGGGCGAGCAUUGUCUGAAGGAAAUCCAAAGGAGCUCGAAGAGAACGAUCCUCUUUGGGAGAUCAUGACCGAGUCGGACAGCAGUGAAUACAAGCAUGAGGGUAACAAUACGCCCUGUCGUUACCUGAACCACGAUGGCUGCAACGAUGGCUCGCAGUGCCGAUGGAAGCACGCACCCGACGCGCGUAGCAUUCGCGACGAACUAGGUCGCAAUGUCUGUAUGAUAUGGCUGGUUGGCAACUGCAUCUUGGGAAAUAAGUGCUACUACGCGCAUGACAAGACGUAUCUUCCUGCAGGCGGCUGGUGGAACAAGCCCGAGCAGACGACCAACCUGCGGGGCGCUGUCGACCACUUCAACGUCACCGGUAACAAAAAUUCGGAUCGAGCCAUGUUCCUGCAUUCUGUGAUGAACCUGCAGAAUUGGCGCAGCGAUGAGUGGAUGUCCGGGCGCUUCAGUGAACUGGACAACGACAAGACCACCAUCGGGCAACGCGCAAGCAUCACCGUCAACACGACUCAGCGAGACGGCCGGUUCAAGUAUGAGUACUCCAUGUCUACAGAGGCUAUGGCGGGUAUGGCAGGAGGAGUGGAUGAGUACGAUGACGACGACGAUGAAGAUGAAGAGGACGAAGAUGAAGAGGACGAAGAUGAAGAUUAUGACGAGGAUGGGUGGGACGAGGAGGAGGAGAGAUGGAACAAUUGCGGCUUCACCAACAGUGAGGUGCACGAACUACUGUGUCAGGGUGUGAAACCCUGGGAUGAAGACGCUUGGGACGUGCUGGAAGCUCUUCACAGCAUGUGACGGGCUGAUUUCGCCUAUUUGCAAGAGAUGUCAUUGUGCCUCUGUCGAAGUUGGUAAACAUGUAAACGUAGACCGUUUGUUCAGGCGUCGGUACCUAACUACUCACUGUGCGCAGACCCCUUCGGCUCAUGUGUCCUGAUGGAUAUCCAGCAUAUGUGUCUACAUGCCAUAGGUCUGUGCGUCAUCGCUGUGUGUUUUCAGCCACUCCGUUGAGGAUUAGCCAUAUACGGCAAGUCUUCUGGUUCGAUCAUGAUCCAAGUUCCUUCGCAUGCCUCUCACAACUGUCAAUUUACUUACUGUAUCUGACCGACAUGCAAACGGUCACAAUCUCAC
Rhodofomes roseus is the source of this 3885-nucleotide messenger RNA. RefSeq lists its product as uncharacterized. The transcript is spliced from 9 exons. The record is from RefSeq and is a predicted model, not a curated record. Gene Ontology annotation, molecular function: protein binding; metal ion binding. The coding region runs from base 118 to 3552 and encodes 1144 amino acids. NCBI's taxonomy places the organism in Eukaryota, Fungi, Basidiomycota, Agaricomycetes, Polyporales, Fomitopsidaceae.